Vicia villosa (hairy vetch) is the source of this 486-nucleotide messenger RNA. RefSeq lists its product as uncharacterized. The record is from RefSeq and is a predicted model, not a curated record. Bases 1 to 486 code for a protein of 161 amino acids. Lineage: Eukaryota; Viridiplantae; Streptophyta; Magnoliopsida; Fabales; Fabaceae. The transcript has a single exon.
AUGCCAGGAAGACCCAAAAAAAGGAGGAAUUUGGAACAAGGUGAACUGGAUGGCACAGAUAGAAAGAUGAGAAGAACUGGCUUCAUUGUGAAGUGCAGUAGAUGCAAGAAACAAGGACACAACAAACUUACUUGCAAGGUACCAUCAACUACUGCACAAGCAGCUCCAUCACAAGCAGCUCCAUCUCAGACUACUUCUGUACAAGUAUCCCAAGCAGCUCCUUCAGCUCCAUCACAGUCAUCUCAAGCAGCUCCUUCACAAUCAUCUCAAGCAGCUCCAUCACAAUCAUCCCAAGCUCAGAAGACUACUCCAAAAUCAGCCAAGAAGACUACUCCUAAAGCAAAGAAGUUGGCAGUUAGAAGGCCAAAUGCCCCUUUUAUCCCACCUGGUCCAACCACAAGGCUGACUGCUGCAAAAACAGCUAUAGGUCCAACAACAAGGAGGACAACACCUACUAAAAGGGCCACACCAAAAUGGAAACCAUAG